Messenger RNA from Nyctereutes procyonoides (raccoon dog), 611 nucleotides. Its product is annotated as keratin-associated protein 13-1-like. The record is from RefSeq and is a predicted model, not a curated record. Lineage: Eukaryota; Metazoa; Chordata; Mammalia; Carnivora; Canidae. The transcript has a single exon. The coding region runs from base 58 to 573 and encodes 171 amino acids.
UAUUCAAACAUAGAAUCUUCUCACUGUCAGUCAGCUGAACUCACAUCUCCUGCCAACAUGUCCUACAGCUGCUGCUCUGGAAACUUCUCUUCCCGCUCCUUUGGGGGAUACCUGCGUUACCCCAGCUCCUCCUGUGGCUCAUCCCACCCCAGCAACCUGGUCUACCGCACUGAAGUCUGCUCUCCCAGCACCUGCCAGGUGGGCUCCUCCCUCCACAGUGGCUGUCAGGAGACCUGCUGUGAGCCCACCAGCUGCCAGACAUCCUGUGUGGUGUCCAGACCUUCCCUGACAUCCUGCUACCGCCCGAGGACCUCCACGCUCUGCAGUCCCUCCCAGACGACUUGCUCUGGGUCUCUGGGUUUGGGGUCCAGCAGCUGCCGUUCCCUGGGCUAUGGAUCCAGAAGCUGCUACUCAGUGGGCUGUGGAUCCCAGGGUUUAAGACCCAUGAGUUACAGAGUCUGUGGCUUCCCUUCUCUGGGCAAUGGAUCCAGAUUCUGCCCCUCAACCUACUUGGCUUCUAGGAGCUGUCAGCCUUCUUGUUAUAGACCAACAUGUGGAUCUGGCUUCUUCUGAUCACCUUAUUAAAUUUCUAAUCUUGUUGUCCAAUCUCA